Messenger RNA from Botrytis fragariae, 780 nucleotides. RefSeq names its product putative atp synthase subunit. Lineage: Eukaryota; Fungi; Ascomycota; Leotiomycetes; Helotiales; Sclerotiniaceae. Gene Ontology annotation, molecular function: proton transmembrane transporter activity; endonuclease activity. Gene Ontology annotation, biological process: proton motive force-driven ATP synthesis. Bases 1 to 780 code for a protein of 259 amino acids. The record is from RefSeq and is a predicted model, not a curated record. The transcript has 2 exons.
AUGGUUAUUGCCCAAGAAUCCAAAAACAAAACAACACAUAAUAUAAGUUUAAGGUUUACAAUAACUCAGCAUGUUAGAGAUUCAGUAUUAAUAGAUAGUUUCUUAAAUUAUUUAGGUUGUGGUAGAUGUUACUCAAGUCGUAAUGAAGUAACAUUUAUUGUUUCAACUUUUUCGGAUAUAAAUAAUAAAAUUAUACCUUUAUUUAAGAAAUAUCCUUUAUUAGGUACUAAGCAAGAAGACUACUUGGAUUUUUUAAAGGUAGCUUCCUUAAUAGUAUCUAAAGAACAUUUAAGUAAGGAGGGUGUAGAAAAGAUAAAAAUUAUUCAAAGUAAUAUGAAUAGUAGUCCAUACAGUUUUGCUUCAACAAGUCACUUUGUAUUGACUUUUGCCUUAAGUUUUACUAUAGUUUUAGGAGCAACUAUAUUAGGGUUCCAAAAACAUGGUUUAGAAUUUUUUUCUUUAUUAGUACCUGCUGGUUGUCCUUUAGCAUUAUUACCUUUACUGGUUUUAAUAGAAUUUAUUUCAUAUUUAGCUAGAAAUAUUUCAUUAGGUUUAAGAUUAGCAGCUAACAUAUUAUCAGGUCACAUGUUAUUAAAUAUCUUAUCCGGUUUCACAUACAAUAUAAUGACAAGCGGUAUAAUCUUUUUCUUUUUAGGUUUAAUACCUUUAGCUUUCAUUAUAGCCUUUUCAGGUCUUGAGCUGGGAAUAGCUUUUAUACAAGCACAGGUAUUUGUGGUUUUAUCUUCAUCAUAUAUCAAAGAUGCUUUAGAUUUACAUUAA